AUGAUUGAGCUUGAUGAUGAUGCUGAGAUUGUAGACAUGACUCCAUUUGCCACCCCAGAAAGGAACAGGAGACGAAACAAAAAGAGUAAGGCUUCAGGUCCAGCCGAAUACGACGUUUUUCCAGUUGAUGAAGACGACAAGCCAUUAAUAUCGACACAUUAUUCAUCCAAACAGGCGAGCUCAGUUCAACAGCCCAUUCAGAAAUAUAUCAACUUUACAAAAGAUAUUCGAGAUCUUUAUGGAUACCAAGAGACAGGGUUGCUGCAUUACUAUACAUCAGAAUCCAAGCAUUGGAAAAGAUUCGUGGAGGAUUGUAUAGACAUAAAGGAAAUCUGGGUUCAGUACUAUGAACUUUUGGAAAUGUGCAAAAUUAAAAUUGAUAUCAAGAUGCAAACUGAAGAGUGUCAGUUGCUUGAUGCAGUUGCAGAGGGUACAGGAAACAUUAAUUUUGCGUUCUAUGAUUUUAAAAUGAAAGAUAUUUUUCCAAGCGCACGUUUGGACCACACCCUUAGACCUGCUGUUCACAGCACACAUCAAGAUAUUUCCAAAUCUGUGGAACCGUUCAUUAUUAUUUGUUAUCAGCAAGACAUACAAGCUGUAAGCGAUGUAAUAAAACAAAAAAGAUCUACAAAGUACUGCCUUUUAGUCAUUGACGAAGACGUAGACGGCGUCGAUAGUGGUGUCUGCGUUCUUCCUGAAACAUUUAAUUCGAAAUGCGUUGUAGAACGUUGUGAUACAUCGGCGUAUAACAUUGAAGCUGCAAUUGAAAAGUUAUUAACCAGAUGGAUCUACACAAUUAUUACCACGAAAGUUGUAGCUUUUGUCUACCUUUCAUUGGAUGAAAAAGACGAUCAGAAACAACUGGACGAAAAACAAUUUCUUCUACAAAGUAGGACAGAAGUAUGUGAGCGAUCCAAAAACGACUCAAAGGCUUUUCUCAACAACGAAAGUGUGCGGAAGUUCCUAAAUGAACUAAUAGAAGAAAGUAGAGCUUUGUACGACAGAGCUGAUUUACCUGAAGGCGACACACCACCAUUCCCACCAGCCCCGAAGAAAAUCAGCCAUCAGGCUCGCGAAGAUUUGAACAAAAUCCAAGGGCUACUUGCCUACGGGGAAAGAUUUGGAACUUUGAAUAUUUUUCUUAGCAAUGAUUCGGAAACCGAAACAACAGUUGAGGAAGCUGUUCAGCAUGUCUUGCAGAAAUGGGAUAUCAACAAAGUUGUUUUUCGAUAUGGGUCUACUUUUAUCGAACCAUAUAUGAAACCAGGAGAUAAAGUUUUUGAAGAGCCAUUUGGGUCACUGGCAUGCUUUGCGAGGGAGGCAAGCGGACACGUAUAUGCACUUUUUUCAAAACACGUUGCAGAAUUUAACACGAAUAAAUUGUUCAUCGAUGGCGAAGAUGUGGGAAAACUACUUCCUACUGAUAAACACACUCUAGACAUAGCAGCGGCACAAAUUCACGAGUCCUAUGAGAAGAAAUGCCGUUUCAUGUUUCAGACGGAGCAAGGACAGGAGAAAAAGUCAACGCUGUAUGACUGUAGCAAAGACAGCAAUAGUCUAUCUGGAAAGCGCGUUCAUUUACACGGUGCCAUGACCUCGCCUGGUUUAGGAAAGGUUUCAAUAGAAAAAUUGUAUGUUUUAGAUGGGAAUUAUGAAGGGGUAUUGUUUGAGGAUAGGAAGUCAGGUACGAAUCAACCAUUUUGUGUCCGUGGCGAUAGUGGUGCUAUGGUGUUGACUUACUGUAGCAAAGACGAUGAACUCAAAGUUAUAGGAAUGAUAAUUGGCGAACAGGUAAAAAAUCAUAUUAAAACAUGUGCUCGUCCAAUGUACCCUGAUGGAAAAGCCGAAGCUUGUUUGGUUACACAUAAAUCCUAUGUCGGAUUUAAAAUGACGGAUGGUCUGAAGGAAUUAGAGGAACGUCAUCGAAUUUGUCUUUCUUUAUGUUGCGACCAUGAGCUUGAUGUGGACAGCGGCAUUUCAAUUCCCUUGAAAUCAGCUGCUUCAACAACAGACAAUUCCCCGGUUCAAUCGCAUAAAGCGUUUAGCACUAUGUAAUGGAUUGGACAGACGUAAAGAAAUAAUGACUUGCAGUAGAAGAAAAGGAGAGUUACUGCAAAAGUGAUUUUUAGUAUUACACAAUUUAGUAUCAUCAGCAGAUGACGGUAAUAUUUAUGAUUUUUUCUAUCAAAGUUUAUUGUAUAUUUUCAAUAUAGAAUUAAUCUGUGUAUGUUCUAGUAUACAAUUUAAGGCAGUAAUUUGUAAUAAUUCGUCAUUCUGAAA
Mya arenaria is the source of this 2280-nucleotide messenger RNA. RefSeq lists its product as uncharacterized. Lineage: Eukaryota; Metazoa; Mollusca; Bivalvia; Myida; Myidae. The transcript has 6 exons. The coding region runs from base 1 to 2055 and encodes 684 amino acids. The record is from RefSeq and is a predicted model, not a curated record.